UUUUGAGUUUCGCCUUCGCACGUUCCGCCGAUCGGAUUCGGAGCGGAAUCCCCCGGUCCGUCGAUCUCUCGCGUCGGUGAUCUGCUCCGCUCCGCUCCGAUCCUUCAUGGCGUCUCUCCUCGAAUCGUGCUGGCUGGUGGAAUGUUUGAUGAUUUGAUUUUGAUGUUGCAUCAAAAGCCUUAUUUGAAUGGGGUUUGUGGCCGUACAAAAUUGAUCUCGCUGCAUGAUUUGGUCAUUGGACAACCCAGUCUCCUGUAGAAGGCAAAUCAGUUUCAAAUAGAAAGUGCAAUUUUCUCAGUAUGGCCAUGGAUGGAACAGUUCGGUCGAACAACAUAAUAUCUUAUUACACAUUUCAGUGAGUUCCAGUUGGCAACUAUUGGAUCCUUCUUAAUUCAUGAAAGCGUCUUCUUCUUGUCUGGUCUUCCAUCUAUAUAUUUUGAAAGGUCAGGGAUUUUCAGCAAAUACAAAAUUCAGAAAAAGGUCAACACUCCAGAAGCACAAAGGAGAUGCAUUUUGCGCCUAAUUUUAUACCAUUUAUGCGUCAACUUACCUGUUAUGCUCCUUUCCUAUCCUACUUUCAGACUCAUGGGUCUAAGAAGUAGUCUUCCAUUGCCACACUGGAGUGUUAUUGUCUCUCAAAUUAUUUUCUACUUCAUCUUGGAGGAUUUUGUGUUCUACUGGGGGCACAGAAUACUGCACACCAAAUGGCUAUAUAAGCACGUCCACAGUGUGCAUCACGAGCAUGCUACACCUUUUGGGCUGACAUCCGAGUAUGCUCAUCCCGCCGAAAUCUUAUUCCUUGGCUUUGCCACAAUCCUGGGACCAGCCUUAACUGGCCCUCACCUCUUCACACUGUGGUUAUGGAUGAUAGUGAGAGUCAUCGAAACUGUUGAGGCACACAGUGGAUACGAUUUUCCAUGGAGCCCUUCAAAUUUCUUGCCCUUGUAUGGAGGUGCUGAAUUCCAUGACUAUCAUCACCGUGUGCUUUAUACAAAGUCAGGCAAUUAUGCGUCUACUUUCGUUUACAUGGACUGGUUGUUUGGUACCGAUAGAGACUAUCGGAAGAUGAAGGCUCUCGAGGAAGAAGGAAGGAAAUACUGAGUACGGUAGUAUAUUCGAACAACCCAAGUCUGUCUGGUAGGCAUCACCUGAAAUCUGGAAGGUACACAGACAUCUUCACAUUGUAAUAAGCACUAGAGUAUUUGACGAAAACAAAUCUUUAAGAUUGAAUGCCUUGCCUACAGUGAUUCUUCUUUUUGUCGCUUGAAUUUGCUGAGCUGAUUAGAAUUGGUUGUGACACCUUUACGCUUUACACUGGAUUGGUGCUUGUUGAACUU
This is a messenger RNA of Zingiber officinale, 1337 nucleotides long. RefSeq names its product very-long-chain aldehyde decarbonylase GL1-11. The coding region runs from base 556 to 1101 and encodes 181 amino acids. Gene Ontology annotation, molecular function: C-4 methylsterol oxidase activity; iron ion binding. Gene Ontology annotation, biological process: 4-alpha-methyl-delta7-sterol oxidation; sterol biosynthetic process. The record is from RefSeq and is a predicted model, not a curated record. The transcript is spliced from 8 exons. Lineage: Eukaryota; Viridiplantae; Streptophyta; Magnoliopsida; Zingiberales; Zingiberaceae.